CCCUUUUUUUAGUUUCUUUAAAGUUUCAAAAACGUUUUUCCACAAAAGGGUACAGAGUUCCCUUUUUUCUUUUGAUCAAAAGUUAGCUGCUCUGUUUUGACAUUGUAUCUAUUAGACACAUAGUUGUCCCACAUCGGUAGUUGGAAGAGAUCUUUAAUAGUAUAUAAGGUGGAUGGGCCACUCCAGUUAAAACCAAUUGGUGAUAAGUGGAUUGACCCAUCUAUCUUAUAUACUAGUGAAUAUUAGUUCCAACUUCCGAUGUGGGACACUUUGUGUCUAAUACGCCCCCUCGAGAUGAUGGCUCUUUGAGCGUCAAUCUCGGAAUGCUCGGGCAAAGAUCGAUGGGCCAACUUUGGGCCAGAUCGAUGUGGAUCGGAUUGGAUUGUUUGGAUCGGGCUCUGAUAAGAGGAGUGACCCAUCUACCUUAUAUACUACUAAAGAUCUCUUCCAACUUCCGAUGUGGGACACUUUGUGUCUAAUAGUAUCUUCUUAUUUUUGGGAAUGUUUAUUUGAUUUUAACUGUUCUUUUUUUUUUGGUUUGUAUCUGUAUUAUUUUGCUCUUCUGGCUCAAGAGCUGAUGUUGGUAACCCUUUUUCUUUAAUUGCUGGUUUUAAUACAUUCAUAUAUCCAAUAUUCUAAUUAGGCCCUGCUGAUUUGCUCUACUAUGCAUAUUUGUUUUGGAAAACUUGUGAUCUUUCUUAUAUCUUUCUUUGGAUAAUUGGUGGGUUUUCUAAAAAGUUCCUAGGUGUUGUGUUUGAGUAGUUAAAUAUUCAUUUACUAAGAAAAAACGUCUUUCUUGAAGAUCUUUGUUCUAGCCUUAUGGCUUGUUGCGUUAAGGUUUAGCUUUCAUUAUUAUUCAAAAAGGUAGAAGCGCUCCUUAGUUUAGUCAUUUGUCCAAAGUCAGUGUCAAUGUAUCUAUUGGCGUAAUGUUUUGAUUGAUCUAAUCACUGGUAGACUUUUAUACUAUUGUGUUCUUAGGAAUUGUUAUAGAUUUGUGGGAUCUUCAUUGAGCCAUUGGCGUCAAAUCACAUCACAAGUUUAUUGGUUGGUGGUGACUUUGGGAUGGCAGAGAGGAAAGCCAGCAACGGAGGAGAAGUUGUUAUCAAUGUUUUAGAUAAAGUAGCGUCAAAAGAUGAUCAAUCAUCAUCAUCUCCUUCUUCCAAAGUAGAGGCUCCACCAAAGUCAGAUGCAAAACUAGAGCCGUUAAGCAUUCCUCUUCCUGAAAUCUAUAAGUUUCCUGGAAGUGCUCAUAAGCCGCCUAAAGUUCCAAGUCCUAGCGCUGAAGGUCUAGUUCGAAGGAGAUCUCUUUCUAAGUCAGUUUACUCCAAGUCCAACUCAAGGUUUGGGCAACAACAGUCUUACCGAUUCGAUAAGACUAUAGUAGAGGAAAACUGUGGAACCCCUAAGGAACAUUAUGGUUCUAGUUCAUUUUCAAGGACUUCUUUUAACAAGGCUUCCCCUAGCAACAAAUCAAAUAGAAGCAUUGGCUCGGCAGCCAUGAGUAGGGUUGAUGGGGAAGAAACGGAUGAAAAUGAAGAAAUCUACAAAAAGGUUAAACUACACCAAGUGAAGCGUGGUGGGAUCAGACCUCUAGCUUUUAUUGAAUUGCUAUUGUUUGUUGCUACUCUGUGCACUCUGGUUGUGAGUUUAACCUAUGAUACGUUGAAGAAGCAUCACAUUAAGGGUUUGGAAGUUUGGAAAUGGUGCGUUCUUGUGAUGGUGACGCUUAGCGGCAUGUUCGUGACGAAUUGGUUUAUGCAUUUAGCGGUUUUUAUCAUAGAAAGGAACUAUCUCCUACGUAAAAAAGUGUUGUACUUUGUCCAUAGUUUGAAGAAGAACGUUCAAGUCUUCAUUUGGUUCAGCUUAAUUCUUGUUGCUUGGGUACUUCUCUUCGACGAUGAUGAUAAACACUCUCGCAAGACCAAGAAGUUUCUACAUUUUAUAACGUGGACCAUCGUCUCCCUCCUCAUAGGGUCAAUCCUUUUCUUGGUGAAGACAUACGCCUUGAAAGUCCUUGCAUCAAAGUUCAACGUCAGAAACUUCUUUGAGAGGAUUCAAGAGUCCAUCUUCCACCAGUAUGUUCUCCAGACUCUCUCAGGACCUCCGCUUAUUGAAGAGGCAGAGAGAGUUGGGCGUGAGCCAAGUACGGGCCACCUUAGCUUCACGAGCACCAGUGGAACGGUGAAAGAGAAGAAGGUGUUGGAUAUGGGAAAGGUUCACAAGAUGAAACAAGAGAAGGUCUCAGCUUGGACAAUGCGGGUUUUGAUUGAAGCAGUUGGAGCUUCAGGUCUCUCAACCAUAUCUAAUACGUUAGAUGAGAGUACCAAUAAAAAAAAGAGAGCUGAUAAAGAAAUAACUUGUGAGAUGGAAGCUGUGGCUGUUGCUUAUGAUAUCUUCAACAAUGUUGCUCAACCAAAUUCUAGUUACAUAGAGGAAGAUGACUUGCUAAGGUUCAUGAUUAAGGAAGAGGUAGACCUUGUAACUCCAUUAAUAGAAGGUGCGGAGACUGGAAAAAUUACACGCAAUGCUUUUACAGAAUGGGUGAUUAAAGUUUACACAAGUCGGAAAGCAUUAGGGCAUUCACUGAACGACACAAAAACUGCGGUUAAGCAGGUGGAGAAACUUAUAACUGGAGUCUUGUCGGUUGUCACAUUCAUCAUUUGGUUGAUACUUCUAGAUGUUUUAACGACCAAGUUUUUCGUGGUGUUCUCCGCAAAAUUCGUGGGUUUUGCUUUCUUGUUCGGAAGCACUUGCAAGAAUAUCUUCGAAUCUUUUGUGUUUGUCUUCGUGAUGCACCCUUACGACGUAGGUGAUCGUUGUGUUAUUGACGGUGUGAUGUUGUUGGUUGAACAAAUAGAUCUUUUAACUACCGUGUUCCUCAAGAUUGACAAUGAGAAAGUGUUCUAUCCAAAUGCGACUUUGAUAUCAAAACCAAUAAGCAACUACUAUAGGAGUCCAGAUAUGGGAGAUUCAAUACUAUUCUCCAUCGCAUUCUCAACGCCCACUGCAAAAAUUGCCACCCUCAAGGACAAGAUAGCAGAGUACUUGGUGCAGAACCCUCAAAAUUGGUAUCCAGAUCUCAUGCUGUUAGUGAAGGAGAUUGAGAAUGUGAACAAGCUGAAUUUGAAUCUGGUCGUCACACAUACCAUGAACUUUCAAAUUUUUGCGGAAAAAAAUCUCAGGAGAACGGAGCUGGUCAUCGCGCUCAAACGGAUACUCGAGGACCUAGAGAUUGAUUACACCCUCCUUACUCAAGAUGUUCGUCUCACCGGUCACAGAUGAUAUUUUUCUUCUGUCCUUCUGCCUUUAUUUUCACUAGUAUAACUUGUUACUAAGAUGUGUUCAGAAAAACAAAAAUUGUUACUAGGAUAAGACCCGUGUGGUGAGAUUACGUGAACCAUAUAUAAUGGAUAUUGAAUUGAAACACAAAAUUUAUAUUUGAU
Molecule: messenger RNA, 3443 nt
Organism: Raphanus sativus (radish)
Lineage: Eukaryota; Viridiplantae; Streptophyta; Magnoliopsida; Brassicales; Brassicaceae
Product: mechanosensitive ion channel protein 9-like
Exons: 5
Coding region: 1063-3282 (739 amino acids)
Biological process (GO): transmembrane transport; monoatomic anion transport; detection of mechanical stimulus
Cellular component (GO): plasma membrane
Molecular function (GO): mechanosensitive monoatomic ion channel activity
Source: RefSeq, a predicted model, not a curated record